Messenger RNA from Struthio camelus australis, 5761 nucleotides. The record is from RefSeq and is a predicted model, not a curated record. NCBI's taxonomy places the organism in Eukaryota, Metazoa, Chordata, Aves, Struthioniformes, Struthionidae.
UGGGCUUCCUAUAUGACCAAUUCUCCUACCCUGAUCGUGAUGAUUGGCCUGCCUGCGCGAGGCAAGACGUACGUGUCCAAGAAGCUGACCCGCUACCUCAACUGGAUCGGAGUGCCCACCAAAGUAUUUAAUUUAGGAGUAUAUCGCCGUGAGGCAGUGAAGUCUUACAAGUCCUAUGAUUUCUUCAGGCAUGAUAACAAAGAAGCAAUGGAAAUCCGGAAACGGUGUGCCUUAGUGGCUCUAGAAGAUGUGAAAACUUAUCUCAUGGAGGAGUGCGGACAAAUAGCUGUGUUUGAUGCAACCAACACAACUCGAGAAAGGAGGGAUCUGAUCUUAAAUUUUGCUAAAGAAAAUGCUUUCAAGGUGUUUUUUGUCGAGUCUGUCUGUGACGAUCCAGAAGUCAUUGCUGCCAAUAUCCUGGAAGUGAAGGUCUCCAGCCCUGACUACCCAGAGAGAAACAGAGAGAAUGUGAUGGACGAUUUCCUGAAGAGGAUAGAGUGCUACAAAGUUACCUACCAGCCUCUUGAUCCUGACGAGUAUGACAAAGAUCUUUCCUUCAUUAAAGUGAUCAAUGUGGGACAGCGGUUCCUAGUAAACAGAGUCCAAGAUUACAUCCAGAGUAAAAUCGUCUAUUACCUAAUGAACAUUCAUGUCCAGCCGCGUACCAUCUACCUUUGCCGACAUGGUGAGAGUGAAUAUAAUCUUGUUGGCAAGAUUGGUGGGGAUUCUGGUCUGUCACCACGUGGGAAGCAGUUUGCUCAGGCUCUGAAGAAGUUCAUCGAAGAGCAGGAAAUUGCUGAUCUGAAGGUUUGGACAAGCCAGCUGAAAAGAACAAUUCAGACAGCUGAGUCUUUGGGGGUCACUUAUGAGCAAUGGAAGAUCCUGAAUGAGAUUGAUGCUGGGGUAUGUGAAGAAAUGACCUAUGCGGAAAUUGAAGCCAAGUAUCCAGAUGAGUUUGCCUUGAGGGAUCAAGAGAAGUAUCUUUAUCGCUAUCCUGGAGGAGAGUCCUACCAGGACUUGGUACAGCGCCUGGAGCCGGUAAUUAUGGAGCUAGAACGUCAGGGCAAUGUCCUCGUUAUCUCCCACCAGGCGGUUAUGAGGUGCCUCUUGGCUUAUUUUCUUGACAAGAGUGCAGAUGAAUUACCAUAUCUGAGGUGCCCCCUUCAUACCAUAUUCAAGCUCACUCCAGUUGCAUAUGGUUGUAAAGUGGAAACAAUUACCCUGAAUGUUGAAGCAGUAAACACUCACCGCGACAAACCUUCUUUGAAUUCAAACAACCUUCCAAAGAGCCAAACCCCUGUAAGGAUGAGAAGAAACAGCUUUACACCGCUGGCCAGUGCGGACACAAUAAAGCGCCCAAGAAAUUACAGUGUUGGGAGCAAGCCUCUCAAUCUGCUGGGGUCUUUCCUAUUUCCGGAAGCUCAAGAUGGGGCAGAUCAGCCACAGCUGCAACCUCAAGUGGGAAAUGCUUGCCUAGGAUGGCUGGUUUAAUGAUGUAGAGGUUUCUGGUUUCAUCUUGAACAUGGCUGAGAUUUCCACAGAUAUCCUCAUGGGCAAAAAAAUCUCCUCCAGGGACUUGCGUGCCUUGUGACUACUGGAACCAGCACGUUGCCUGGAGCUGCCGUCCCCAGACCUCUGGACGCACAGUGAGCCGUUUGGCACUUUGGCCAGUAAUGUUAUUUGAAAUAUAUUUUAAAGCUUAUCUGUAAUUCCUUUUUUCCCUCCCUCUUUCUUUUUGAACGCUGAAAUGUUUAUCAAUGGAGUUGAAGAAAAUUUAUUAUGAAGAUUUUUCAAGUUGCUUUUAACGUGUGUGUGCGCAUGUGUGUUGGGCAGCGGGCCAGCGCAUGGUCUGAUGUAGACCUACGCUUUCUCAAGAAAGCGUGCACUGCUUGGUCCUGCAGACUUGUUCUGGAGUUUUAAAAUAAUUUCUGAUGCCUCUCUUCCUGCUUAGUUGGAAGAAGUAUUUGCAGUUUGUUAGUUCAAAAUGGUCAGAUUCAUUCUUGCUGAAGUAGCUUCUGUUUGGAAGAUUCGUGCUCACCGUGCAUAAUAUCCAAGUUUUUAUUUAAUUUUUACUGUCUUUCAAGUUCAAGCACAGUUACUCAGUGUUAUUUAACCAUUGAAAGAGCUUCAGAUAUCAUUUGACUUUGCUUUGAUGACUUUUGAUUUGAAUACCCAGAUCUGAACAUGUUCUUAUAUUGGAGAAGGGUUUUUGAAUCUAGCAUAACAAAAGGCACUUGUAAGAUCAGGUAAUCUUGUGAAACUUAUCACACUGAGGAGCAAAAGGGAAUAAAAGUGUAUGUUAUCCUAUAUGUAUAGCUUAGUUACCAGUGCAGUUCAAAUCUUGCUUUAGCUUUGCACCCUAUUUUAAGCUUCAUCCUAUCACUCAUUUUCCUACGUUUUGCGGAAGCUUUUCUAUCUCUUACAACAGAAACUCGCCUCAUUUCAUUCCUUACUGUGUCAUAUGAGUUCCUAGAUUGUCCAUUUACUGUCCUAUUCUACCUACCUUAGCCAAAACUUCUCAAAAUUAAGUGUGGAUGUAUGUGCCUGCGUGCUCUUUCGUGAGUAACUGCAUCCAUAGGGCUUGACCUGGGUUGCAGACAAAAGUCAAGUAGCACUCAUUAUGAAAAGUGUUUUCUAUUUCUCAAGUUUUCUUUUGUUUCAGAAGGUAUUGAGGAAUGUGGUACAUGAAUGAGUUGAGAGAGAAAAUAUCUUUUACAAUGGGGAUCUCAAUUUCUUUACUCUUACAAUGAACCAAUAUGCUGGAAAAUCAGAAUAUAAUUUUCUGUUCAGUGUCUAGGAAUAGCAGGGCCAUGCAUUUAGGAUUUGUAAGAAGCACAUGCUUUUUAUGGCACUUCUUAAUGUUCCAGGUUUUACGCCCACAACACUUUUUUCUUUUUUUUAACUUGGAUACAAAUAAACUGUGAAAGUUAGUGAUUUAAAUGCUAUCUUUAAUACAAUUUAAGCUGUUCUAGUAUCUAGCACGUAGACAGCGAAACUCAUUGCAGCAAAGCUAGUGUAAUGGCUGUUACUUAAAUGCUCCAUAUGAAUGGCAUAAAUAACACCUCAACUUUUAUGGCUUUCUCUCAUGCAUCUUGACUUGUGUUUAGGUAAACUUCGUUUUGUCUCACUCCUACUAUUCUCCUUGUAAUAAAUGCAAAAUUGUCACACUUGGAAUCCUAACAUUAAGUGAAGAAAUGAGUGUUUAGGUACCUAAAUGGGAAGCUGGUUUUUGUUAGCUGUUAUACCUGUUGUUUCCAGUGACUUCAACAGAAGCCCCAGAAUUUCUGGGAUCAAAAUUGUUGUCUUAAAUGUGUAAAUAAGUGUUGGCCAUAUCUAAAGUAGGUAUGCAUACUUGAAAAAUGUAGACCAGGAAGUUUAAAUAAAGGAGAGCCCUUUUUUUGCCUUUACCGCCAAGGAGCUCAGCAGCCUGGAAGCCUGAGGUUUACCGUGGAAUUUUGAGAGCUCAAAUCCAGCCCUUUUAAUCACUCCCAAUGUUUUAACUCAGUAACGCUGUGGCAAGAGAGGGCCACAGCAAUGGCCCAGUCACUAAUCUCAACAUCCUAGGAUCUAUGAGGAACUUAAAUGGUAUGUUGACCUUAGGCAAUUACUCUGUAGAGGGAUGAAAUUCGCAAUGGGUGAGAAAGUUUGUUUUGUAUUAGUUUUGUUCUGCAGGAUCUUCCCACUGAAGUGAAGGUUUGUUGCAAUAGGAAAAUCUAUUCUUUGUUUUUAAAUUUUAUAAUGCUUAGAAAUAAGUAAGGAAAGAGGGAAACAGAAAAUAUUGAGAAGGAAGAGAUUUAUAGUCUAUUGCAUAGUAAUAGUCACUUUCCAGAGUAAACCUCUAAAUGCAUGAACUUGUACCUGAACAGACUGGCUGCUUCUAGCAAUAAAUCCUUCCGCUAUACAGGAAAGAUGAAUAGAAACGUACUGUAAGAUGUGUACGAGCAAUAUGCUGUGAUAACUUUACACAAUGCUAAGAAGUUAAUUAUAUGUGUCAUUGAGUAGUUAAUGGUUGUAACAAAACAAAUAUAUAUUUUUACAUGCCAUUUCAUGAAAUGAAUGUUGCUGCUAAUAUGUUGGCAGUCUUAACUCUUUAAUCGUUGCUAAAAAUCCAUUCUGCAAUAGGAAUUUUGGAUCACUAGCUUUGGGUCCUGUAUUCUUAUCCAGUAGCUACUUGUUUUGGCAGUAGCCUUAUCGAUAGUAGUCUCCUGGGUUGUGGGACAGAGCCUGUCAGCUGUAUCGACAGAAGUCGGAAUACAUGCCUCUGUGCUUUAGUUAAAGCCUGAAUACAGUUCUGUUCUCCUUUAUUUUAACUUUCAAAAGCUGUAAAUGUGUGUCUGUCAAGUAGAGUACUGACAAAUUUGUGGUGAUCAUAUACUCGUCAUGGUGAUGCAGGUGAAUAAUAAAUACGCCUGACAUUACAGCUCGCAAGUUCUCCAGAGUCAUUGAUGGUUGGGACUGAGCAAUGCCAGAGCGUGCACAGAUCUCCCCAGCCUGAAACCAGCUAGCAAGUGUUUUGUGCCAGGUAUUUCCUUGAAAUCACCUGACUUUCAUGGCAUUAUUCAUGGAAAUACUUCAGAAUAAAUAAAGAUUGCACAAUUUACCUGAAUUUAAAGAUUAGAAAAGAGGCUUGUGCUUUCAGUUACACCAGAGUUGUCUUCCUUUGCUAAGCAGAUACAGGUUGUGUUCAAAACACUCUAGUAGUUUAUGAAGUAUUGUAUUUAGCUGUGUGAUAAGUGGACCUGUCUACUUUGUUGGCACCAAGAGGAGGUUUCCCCUGACUUGCCUCCAUCCUUUUUUAGUGUCGGAUGUGGCAGUGCAUGCUGUCACAUUGAAUAAAUUCUGCCUGUCUGGCAGGACCAUCCAUUAAGAUGUGCACUGCUAACUCUGCGAUCAUAGAGUUGCAGUUCAGGGGGCUUGUUGGCAUGUCCUCUUUAGAACUUAUUUUAACACAAAAGUUUAUGAUCACUCCAGUGAAAUCCUUUCCAUCUUUGCUGUCAAGGAUGGGGAGAAUUGAAAUGUGAGGAAAAAGGCUUAAAGUAAAACCAGUCUGAGUAGCUUGAGGCUGAGUAUUCUUGCUGUGACAUUACAACUGCUAUUUCUCUGUAACUCUUCCCCUUCCAGUCAUCCCUGGCAGUUCUGUUUGUCCUCACAUCCUUCUCUCUUCUGUGUUGUGACGGUUAAUUAAGAGCUCAACACAGCCGUUCCCAGGCCACAGGGCUGAACACUGUAGGAACAACCUUGAGAGAGAGGUGUUGCCUUCAGUACUUCCGGCACAUGCCUGGAUGUGAAGGGGGCUGAGAGGUUCCUGUCCCAAGAAGAGUGCUACAGAUGCCACCUCUGCUGUUUCUGUCCGGCUAUUCUUUUGUCUCUGUCAGGUAGUGAACGCUGUAAACUGCAUCUCUGUAUUUAGUGAGAUGGAUGUUCCGUGUCUGCUUGGAAUUUUGCUACCUUAUGGCCUACUACUGAUGUUUUGUUUGUUUUAGGUUAAAUAAUACAGUAUAUGCAGACUUAUCUUGCUGUAUGUUGUGUACUUAUGCACAAAUAUCACAUGCGCUUUUAUUUGCAAUAAAGAAGUUUAAAAAAAAUCUUGUUUCUCAUGUUAUUUUCCAUCAGCCUUUGCUAUAACUGUCUGUAUUGUCUGCUGCCUUUGCAAGGUAAUUGUUUUUGAAUCUAUGGAGUCUAUGGAAAGUAUUUGGAGGAAGAGGGUCGUAGCGGAGAACAGACUUGUCUGGCUUUUAGGAGUUACAGAGAUGGUUUGGAA